This is a messenger RNA of Athalia rosae (coleseed sawfly), 2287 nucleotides long. RefSeq lists its product as uncharacterized. Gene Ontology annotation, molecular function: nucleic acid binding; zinc ion binding. The record is from RefSeq and is a predicted model, not a curated record. The coding region runs from base 419 to 2194 and encodes 591 amino acids. Lineage: Eukaryota; Metazoa; Arthropoda; Insecta; Hymenoptera; Athaliidae. The transcript has 3 exons.
AUUCACCAAAGAGUAAAUCGCUGUUUUCAUUAUCCUUGAAGUACCUACUUGUGAUCACAGUAAAAAGAAAAAAUUUAAUUUGUGGUAGAAAUCUGAAAAAAAUUUAUGAACACCUUAAAUUAAAUUCUAGCAAAAGAUAUACUCAGGGAACGUAAAAAUCUCUUCUGAAUUCUAGGUUACGCUUAGACAUGACAUUCAACCACGUGGUUUUGUAGUUGAUAGCCCUUCGUAAGGUUCUGGAAUUAUAUGAAAGCCAAGCUGAGUGAAUUAUGACCAAUCAUUCGUAAUUGCAUACACAUUUGGAUAAACUAGUCAAAGUACUAAAACACACCGUUAUCCUCUGAAAACAAAACUCUUCUAGCCUGUCCUGAUCGGAGUUCAAAGUUUUCACCAUACCUAUAAAUAUUCCAAAUUCAAAAUGACAAGAUUUGCUAGAGCUAAAGGUUCUAAAUCAUCUAAUGAACGUGUACCAGAUGAAGCAACGCCAUGGAAUGAAAUGAAAAUGCAGCUUGAACAGAGCCAAUCUGCAACAAAACCCACAACCAAACCAAAAACAGCCAAGCAACUACUUGCAGAUCAGGAUGAACCAUUUUAUCCCAACUCUGCUGGAAAUGUUAAUCAUGAAUGGGCCUCAUUCGGUGAUAUUACAGAAAACAAAUCUAAGAAUGGUCCUAAUGAAAAAAUACAAAAGACCACUGUCAAGGUGGGUAAAAAAAAAGAUAUGAAAGCUAAUAUACGUUCAACGAAUGACAAUUCAUAUGAUGAGGCUGCAGCUGUAAAAACCAGCCAGAAUGAAACUGCAGAUGCUACUGGCAAUUUCACAGAACUUUCAAAGACCAAUAUUGUACUCGCAUCAAAAAAGAAGCAUAGAAAGGAGUCUAUGGACACAGAACUUGCUAAAGUUGAAGAACAUAGAACUUCAGGUGAACAAUAUACAAAGAGUAGAAGUAUCAACUCUAAUGAUCGUCUCAACAAUGAUGACGCUAAUUCAGAAGGAAAGAAGCGAAGGAAAAAGUCCAAGUCUCAGGCUGGUAUAGAUAGUGGCCAGAUAACAACUGAAUCGGAAAAGACCGUAUCUAAUUCUGAACAAGGUGAAACUAUUCAAACGGAAAGUCACCCUACUAAUUUUACAGAAAAUUCUGAAAAACUAAGUAAACGCCAAAAGCGAAAUCAAAAGAAGCAAAAACAAUUGGUUAGCGAAAAUAAUGAUGAUAAAAGUAACUUAUCAGAGCCAGGUACCACCAAGAAAUCCACAGGCUUUGAUGUAGAAGGGAAUGAAUGGAGUAAUGAAGUCAAAUUUGGGAAGAAAGUUAGACCACACAAAAUUUCGAAUGCCGUUGAUAAUGAACAUAGCACUGACACGAACGAAAGUCCUCAUAAAAACAAUCUAAAUAAAAAUGAAGAUAAUCCUAAGGCACUUAAUGAAAAUGGUGAACCUCAGCAUGGAAAGCCAACAUUGAAUGAUUCACAUUUACCAAAAAGUAACAAGCCAAACCAGAAAGCUAAAAAAAGAAUUGGUAGUAAAAAUGAGAACAAAGAAUACAAAAGGCGCAAGCCAGAUGAAGGUGUCAUGCAUAUGGUAAUUAAUGGCAAUGAAAUUCAGGUUGUUCGAUACGAUGGGUUUCCAGUGAAAAAAGAAGAUGCUGAACGACUACAGGAACUUAAGAAGAGUAUGAUCAUGAAAGGCAUUCCUCGUGCAGAUAUUAACAUUUCAAUGAAGUUGGAACGGCGGAAGGCAGAAAAAGCACUAGCCCGUGAGAGAAAACGUGUUUGUUUCCACUGUCGCAAAUCUGGUCACAAUCUUUCUGAUUGCCCUGAACUAGGCCGUGACGAAGCUGGAAGUGGGAUAUGUUUCAAAUGUGGUUCUGCAGAACACACCCACUUCGAAUGUAAAGUAGUCAGAGGUCAAGAGUUCAGGCAUGCGAGUUGUUUCAUUUGCCGAGAACAAGGACAUAUUGCCAGACAAUGCCCGGAUAAUCCCAGAGGACUGUAUCCCGAAGGAGGUAGUUGCAAAAUAUGUGGCGAUGUAACACAUUUGAAGAAGGAUUGCCCGGAUCUAAUGAAGGAGAAAGAAGAAACUAAUAUCACUGUAGAUAAAAUUGAGGGUGACCAAUUGGAAUCGUUAGAAGAUAAUAUGAAGACAAAGAAUGAAUACAAUGAAAGUAAAAGUAAAAGUAAAAUUGUCAAAUUUUGAUCUAUUCUUUCCGCUCUUUGAAUUUAUAACAUUAAAUCUACAAUGGUCGAUGUAUGCUGAAUAUUUACGUCAUUAGUAAAUCGUUGAAUGUCA